AUGUCUUUCCGGCCGCCCACCCUGAGGCAGUCGCACACAGUCGACUACUCCUCGGGGGUCAACCGGCAGGCAUCCACAACAUCAUCAUCCGCGUCGUCAGGCUACUCCAACAGCUCCGACUACAGCCGAAACAGCUCCCACUUUUCGACGAACACGAGUCCGGCCGGCUCGCCGUACCUCCUCCACAAGCGUGGCCAGAGUGACCUGGGUCGACCACAACCACUCGACCUCUCCGACAGAAAUGGAAGCCCGAGAAAAUCUAACGCUCAGGACAACCUGUACGCCACCAUGAGGCAGUCAUUGAGGCCUCUACCUCAAGCACCCGCACAGAGCCCGACAGCGGCGGCGGCGCCCUCGCCUCCCCCUCGACGUUCGCUAUAUCAGCACGACCGCGCCUCGAGCGUCGAUAUCGGAAAGCCUGCCGUACUUCCGUCCCCUCCUCGUCACUCACUCGGCCUGCGCGAUCGUGGACAGACUUUUCAUGGCGGAGAGACUGCCAUCACACCCACUCCUUCGCCAACCCGCCAUCCACUCGGUCAACGUGAUCGUGGACAAACUUUCCACGGCGGACAUCUAGCCACCCCCUCACCGCCCCGCCAUUCCUACCAUCAGCAUGAGAGGGGUCAGAGCGUUGACGUGACGCUGCCGGCUCUGUCUCCGGGCCAUCGAAGUACCCUUCAACGACACGAGCGCGGGCUAAGCGUCGACAUGGGAAAAAUGGCCAUAUCGAAUCAAGAGAGAAGGACGCCGACCACACCUCCUCGGCCGUUGCCAUUGCGCCCCAACUCGAUGCUCCUCACACGAUCGGAUUCCAUUAGGGAUAGCAUCGGGAUCCCCCCUCAUUCCUCUGCUCAAUUGGUCCACCAUACUACGACUCACCUCGCAAAGCCCGAUCUCGAAAAGCUAGGCCGCUCCGCUACGAGCCAGCUCAGGACUCUGUCCACGCUUGCCCAGUCGGAGUCCGCCGAGGACUUUGCGAUCACCUCCCCUGACCAGCAGGUCGUUGGUCUUCGAGGUCGGCGUCGACUCCAGAGGGUGGGAAAACCAAAUGGCAAUAGACCUGGUGCCGGAAGUGGAGGAUACGGAUGGGAGGGGCGGAACUGGAUGGACAAACAGCGGCAGUUCCUCCAGGCAUACGAGUACCUUUGCCACAUCGGAGAAGCUAAGGAGUGGAUCGAGGACGUGAUGAACAAGAACCUUCCUCCCAUCGUCGAGCUUGAGGAGGCGCUGAGAGACGGUGUGACCUUGGCGGAAGUGGUCGAAGCGCUUAAUCCUGACAGGAGAUACCGCAUCUUCCGACACCCUCGACUCCAAUUCAGGCACUCGGACAAUAUUGCCAUCUUCUUCCGCUACCUUGACGAGGUUGACCUUCCGGAUCUUUUUAGAUUCGAGCUGAUUGAUCUGUAUGAGAAGAAGAACAUCCCCAAGGUCAUCUACUGUAUCCACGCCCUGAGUUGGCUGCUGUUCAGGAAGGGGAUUGUCGACUUCCGCAUCGGAAACCUCCUGGGACAACUAGAGUUCGAGCACCAUGAACUCGAGGCGAUGCAAAAGGGCCUUGACAAGCUUGGAGCAAGUAUGCCAAGCUUCGGCAAUAUGGGCGCCGAUUUUGGCGUCGAGCCGGAGCCGGAGCCUGAGGAGACGGAAGAGGAAAGAAUAGAGAGAGAGCUGGCGGAGAACGAGGCCAUGAUCGUUGACCUACAGGCACAGAUCCGAGGCGCCAUGAAGAGGAUGGAGCUAGGCAAGGUCAUGCAAGGACUGUGGGAUAGCGAGGACUGGCUGAUCGACCUUCAGUCCCGGAUCAGGGGUGAUUUCACGAGACAGAUUGUUGGUUAUCGAAUGGAAAUGAGGAGAUUCGCCGUCAAUCUGCAGAGCGCUGCUCGGGGAUUCCUAGUUCGCCAACGACUUGCAAACACGGAACAUUUCUGGAAGAGCUUGGAGCCCGACAUCCUCGAACUGCAGAGCAUGAUACGGGCGGCGAAGGUGCGGAACAAGGUAUGCGGCGUACGAUCUCAGCUGGUGCGACACGACGGGCCUGUUCGAGACGUCCAGGCGCUGGUUAGGGGCUUCUUGGUCCGCAAAGCUCGGGCCGCUCAGCAGCAAGAGACGGCGCACACGGCGGGUUCGGUAGCGAACCUCCAGUCCGCCAUCAGGGGAAUGCAGCUGAGGGCAAGAGUCGCAGAGGACGAGAGGCUCCUGCGCGGACAGGCCGAGGCCGUGACUGCCUUGCAGGCCUUUGCGAGGGCGGCGCUGACAAGAAACCAGAUCUCACUUCAGCAAGAACAUCUCGAGUCGUUUAACCCCGAUUGGGAGGCGCUGCAGGCUGCCGCUCAGGGAUCGCUCGUCCGAUCGCGUCUCGACGCGCUUAGGAACGAACUCAAGUGCUACAGCCCUCAGGUCACCCUUCUUCAAAGUUUCGUGCGCGCGGGCGCUGUGAGACAGGCCAUCGCGAAGGACUUGGACGCCUUGCACGAGAAUGAAGCAAGCAUCAUCGAGCUCCAGUCUCUCAUCCGCGGCAUGCUUGUGCGUCAGCAGCGACGAGCCGAUCAAGAAGCGCUCAUUCGACAAGAACCCAAGAUUCGCGCUUUGCAGGCUCGCAUUCGAGGUUACCUGUUCCGUCAACAAAACGCAAGGUUCCUUGAGGAGCUUCAAUCCCACACUCCGGAGAUUAUCCAACUUCAGGCAUUCGCUCGGGCCGUGCUCCUCAGGGCCGAGAUUGACGGUAUACUGUCCGAACUAGAAGAGGCUGAGGAUUCGAUCAUUGCAUUCCAGGCGCACGCCAAGGGCUUUAUUGUGCGAAAGAAGUUUGAGGAGAAGAGGCGCUACUUCAACGAGAACAUGCAAAAGGUCGUCAAGAUUCAGAGCUUCGUCCGUGCCAAGAUCCAAGGAGAGGCUUACAAGAGCCUGACCACGGGCAAGAACCCGCCCGUCAACGCCGUCAAGAACUUUGUCCACCUACUCAACGAUAGCGAUUUCGACUUUAACGAGGAGGUCGAGUUCGAGCGGAUGCGCAAGACGGUGGUGCAGCAGGUCCGACAGAACGAGAUGGUGGAGCAGUACAUCGACCAGCUCGACAUCAAGAUUGCGCUGCUCGUGAAGAACAAGAUCACCCUCGACGAGGUGGUGCGCCACCAGCACACUUUCGGCGGGCACGCCGUGAGCAUGAUCGCCAACUCGUCCAUCGCGUCGGCGAAUCAGUUCGAUCUCAAGGCGCUCAACAAGAGCUCGAGGAAGAAGCUCGAGCUGUACCAGCAGCUGUUCUUCAACCUGCAGACGCAGCCUCAGUACCUCGCGCGCCUGUUCAGGAGGGUGCGAGAGCAGGGCAUGGCGGAAAAGGAGUGCAAGAGGACGGAGCUGCUUGUGAUGAGCCUGUUCGGGUAUGCGCAGAAGAGAAGAGAGGAGUACUAUCUUCUCAAGCUCAUCUCGAGGGCGAUCCGCGAGGAGGUGGAGGGCUGCAGGGCGGUGCAAGAUUACAUCCGCGGCAACUUCUUCUGGAGCAAGCUUGUGGCGAACUACACGCGCUCGCCCAGAGAUAGGAAGUACCUUCGGGACUUGCUGGGUCCCCUGAUCCGAGACAACAUUGUCGAGGACCCGGCGCUCGACCUCGAGAGCGACCCCAUGCAUAUUUACCGGUCUGCCAUCAACAACGAGGAACUGCGCACAGGCCGACCGAGCCGCCGACCGCUAGAUGUCCCCCGUGAGGUGGCGAUCAAGGACCCCGAGACGAGGGAGCUCUUUAUCGACCACCUUCGAGACCUCCGAGAAGUCUGCGACCAAUACCUCGCCGCUUUCGAGGACCUCAUGCCCAAGCUUCCCUAUGGGCUCCGGUUCCUCUGCAGGAGCACGUUUGAGUCUCUCUGCCAGCAAUUCCCUCGGGAGCCCCAGCACCAGAUCCUCUUUGUCGUCUCCCACUGGCUCUGGAGGUUCUAUCUCCAGCCCGCCCUCACGGCGCCGGAGACUAUGGGUGUUAUCGAGCGUCAACUCAGCCCCCUUCAGAAGCGCAACCUCAGCGAGGUGGCGAAGGUGCUGAACCAGGUCGCGUCUGGCAGGCUCUUCGGCGGCGAGAACAUUUACCUACAACCGCUCAACGCCUUUGUCGGAGACUCCAUCGAGAGGCUCGGACACCUCAUGGGAGAGCUCAUCUCGGUGGCCGAUGCCGAGGCCACGUUUGACAUCGACGAGUUCAACGAUCUCUACGCCAAGAACAAGCCAACUCUCUACAUCAAGAUGGCGGACGUUUUCGCCAUCCACAACCUCGUCGCCUCGGAACUCCAGCACAUUUGCCCCAACCGCGACGACGUGGUGCGCGAGAUCAUGCAGGAGCUCGGCAGCGCCAAGAGUAACGAGAACGAGAUGACAGCGACGGGCUCCUCGGAUAUCCAGAUGUUCCUAACGCCCAAGCUACACGACGUCGAGGACCCGGACGCCGAGGUCAAAGCGCUCUUCAUGGAGACGAAGCGCUGCGUGCUCUACAUCAUCCGUGUGCAGCAAGGGCUCAGCCUCCUGGACAUCCUCAUCAAGCCCAUCACGGCCGAGGACGAAGUAAAAUGGCGGGCGCUCCUGCGCGAGGAGUUCUCGGCGGCGAACCGCACGCGCGGCGCGUACUCGGAUGCUAACAUGAUCGACGUCACGCGCAUGACGUACCACGAGCUCAAGCGGUCGGCGCUGGAGAACGUGCUCCGGCUCGAGCACAUGGGCCGCAUCUCCAAACACAACAAGUACCAGGAUAUUCUUAACGCGAUCGCCCUGGACAUUCGGACGAAGAGCAGAAGGAGGGUGCAGAGGCAGAGGGAGCUCGAGGGGGUGAGGCUCACGUUGGCGAAUUUGCAUGAGAAGGCGAAGUAUUUGGAGCAGCAGCGGAAGAGCUAUGAUGAUUAUAUCGAGUCUGCAAUGGCGACGCUGCAGAAUAAGAAGGGCAAGAAGAGAUUCCUCCUACCAUUCACAAAACAAUACAACCACCAGCGCGAACUAGAGCGCAGCGGCCGGGUCCCCAAAUUCGGCAGCUACAAGUACAGCGUGCGCGACCUCAUGGAGAAGGGCGCCGUGGUGUCGUGGAAGGGCGUCAGCGACCGCGACUGGGACAAGAUCAACCUGACGAUCUCGUGCGACGAGGUAGGCGUGUUCGCCAUCGAGGGCUCGCGAGGACACAUCCAGAUCCCCGGGGCCAGCGCGCUGGUGCCCAUCGAGGACCUGCUGCAGGCGCAGUUCGAGGCGAGGCAGUUUAUGGACUUGUUUGAGGGGAAUUUGAGGAUGAAUGUGAAUUUGAUCUUGCAUCUUCUUUAUAAGAAGUUUUACAGGACGCAGUAG
Scedosporium apiospermum is the source of this 5304-nucleotide messenger RNA. RefSeq lists its product as uncharacterized. The transcript is spliced from 2 exons. The record is from RefSeq and is a predicted model, not a curated record. Gene Ontology annotation, biological process: regulation of GTPase activity; regulation of actin cytoskeleton organization. The coding region runs from base 1 to 5304 and encodes 1767 amino acids. NCBI's taxonomy places the organism in Eukaryota, Fungi, Ascomycota, Sordariomycetes, Microascales, Microascaceae. Gene Ontology annotation, molecular function: GTPase activator activity; actin filament binding; calmodulin binding. Gene Ontology annotation, cellular component: cytoplasm.